Messenger RNA from Anthonomus grandis grandis, 908 nucleotides. RefSeq lists its product as uncharacterized. The transcript has 2 exons. NCBI's taxonomy places the organism in Eukaryota, Metazoa, Arthropoda, Insecta, Coleoptera, Curculionidae. The record is from RefSeq and is a predicted model, not a curated record. Bases 111 to 797 code for a protein of 228 amino acids.
GGUACCUUCACCUUACUCGUAUUAACUGUAGUACCUUUGAAACGUUUUCAAGAUAAAGAGUAAAACUGAAUAAAAUGUCAUGAAAUUUGCUCCAUCUUAGACUCAUUUUUAUGACUCACGAAAUAUUUAGGAAGGGCAAGGUAUUUGCAAUUUGCUGCCUAUGCGUGGCAGUAAAGGCUUCACCAAGCCAAUGGGGAUCAUCUAGCUCAGGAAAUCAACAACUGGAAGGCGUUCCAGACCUCGAAACCUUUGGAAAAAUCAAAUACCCAAAAUAUAAUAUUCUGGAUCUUGGUGAAUACUCUCACGAUCAUCUGCCUGGAGAUGAAAUUAAAGUUAUAAAAGAAAGCAAAAUAACCAUCCCUCAACCUUAUCCAGUAAAAAUCCCAGUUCCACAUCCUUAUCCAGUGCACAUUGAAAAACCGUAUCCAGUUCACGAGACUAAAAUCGUAAAAGUUCCGUAUCCUGUUCCUCAAAUAGUCGAAAAAAAAAUACCUUAUCCUGUAGAAGUUCCUAAACCUUAUCCAGUGCCAGUUCAUAGCCACGAAAGUGAUCAUGGAGAUGCUUUGUCCCAGCUUCAAGGAAGCGGUGGCUAUGGAGGUAAUAUUGGAGGUCAUCAAGCUGUUGAAAGUAACUCUUAUGGCGUGGAAGAACAACAUGCGGAAUUACCAUCAAAUGAGGGAGUAGAAUAUAGUAUUGGCGGAGGUAGUAAUCCUUACGAACCGAAAUCCUUGGAAGUUGAUACCAGUGGACAGAGUGAAGGUUGGCAGCCUAUUGGAGAAGAGGAGGAACAUAACUAAUCUAGUAUAUUAAAAUCCAGAUAUUAAGCCAAUGUAAGACUGUUUGUUUUGUGUUUUUUGUUAAUUUGUUUGUUGUACAUAUUUUUUUAAUAAAAUUUUAAUAAAAUGCAA